Molecule: messenger RNA, 2297 nt
Organism: Struthio camelus australis
Lineage: Eukaryota; Metazoa; Chordata; Aves; Struthioniformes; Struthionidae
Source: RefSeq, a predicted model, not a curated record
AUGUCAGGAAUAGCUUCUGCUGCCUCCCUUAGGGAGGCAGGCGACGUUUAUGCUCAUCCCGUGGUUUUUCCAACAGAUGGCGUGAGCGUCAAAAUGAUUGAAGACCUGAAGGCCAUGAUCGACAACAUCUCCCAGGAGGUUGCGUUACUGAAAGAAAAGCAAGCACUUCAGACAGUUUGUCUGAAAGGCACCAAAAUCCACCUAAAAUGCUUUCUUGCGUUUUCUGAGACGAAGACAUACCAUGAGGCCAGCGAAAACUGCAUCUCUCAGGGAGGCACCCUCAGCACUCCCCAAAACGGAGAGGAAAACGAUGCACUCUACGACUACAUGCGGAAAAGCAUCGGCUCAGAGUCAGAGAUCUGGCUCGGCCUCAACGACCUGGCAGCUGAGGGCAAGUGGGUCGACAUGACGGGCACCGGCAUCCGCUACAAGAACUGGGAGACUGAGAUCACCACCCAGCCGGACGGUGGCAAGUCGGAAAACUGCGCGGCCUUGUCGGGGGCCGCGGUUGGCAAGUGGUUUGACAAGAGGUGCAAAGACCAGCUGCCCUACGUUUGCCAGUUCAUGAUCGUGUAAUACCAGGGCUCCUCCUGCCGACCACGUUAUCCCAUUUGGCAACAGGUUUAUAAAGCUAUAGGUAUGUGUAUGUGUACAUAUACACACACGCACGCACACACACACACACACACGCACACACACACACACGCACACACACACACACACACACACAUUCAAAUAGAGUCACUCUGCAAAGAAAGUUGUCGUGGCUUGGUAACGGAUUAGGGAGAGUUAGACCUGAGCUGCAUUGCAUGUGGCUACAUCCAGCUCUGUUAGCAGCUGCACUGUUCUUACUAAAGCAUGAUUUAUAGAUAUAUUUUUUUACAUGGGAAACUUAUUAGGAUGGCGUGAUCAUUUCAGCAAAGAACCGGUGCAACGUUCCAGCCUUGCAAACCAGCCGCUUUGGUUGUCUGGGGCGGCCGCUCUGCAGUUUCUUUUCCGUUCUUGCUGAAUUUGUUGCAAGACCAGCAAAGCUAGUUUGUGCUUUUUUCUUCUGUUCUUCUUCCUCAUAAACCCUGACAGCAGUCCAUGGGAGCCGGGCAUAAGGAGCGCAGAACUGAGCUUUAGUCACUCGCAGUGCCCAGAUCCACUCUCCUGAUCUUCCUGAUCCUCCUGAUCAAGGUCCUGUCUCAAAGAGCAGGGAUAGUUACUUCUGCUUUACGUUGAGAGAUAUAAUUGGGCUUACUGGCUGAGUACCCUACAACUCAAUAGGUGGUCAGACUAGUCCAGCUACAUGUAUGAAUGGAUUAGCAAAUGAGAGUCACGGGUCAAUUUGCUGAGAAGAAGGGUGACCUUUUCAGAAGCACUUCCUAUUGUGUUGCUUCAUUUCUCAUCAGUCAGCGGCAAAUGUUCCACUGAUUUCAGUGAGAGCUACCCCCAGUGCCAGAUCUCUUACAAAUCCCACCAGAAGCUUUAUUUGUGCUCCAGCAUCAGGGAGGAAGCUGCGAUUCUUCUACAGCUUACUCAGUCAAAUAUAUUCUUGGAAAUAGAAGAUGAAAGUAUUAGGUAAAUGACAGAAAUUUAAGGCAAUUAUGAAAUAGGCUGUCAUACAAAAGACAGCUGUCUAUUGAAAACAAAUCCCAAGAAAAGUGAUUUUAGCCGUCUUAGGAAUCACAGGAUCUGUUUUAGUGAUAGAAACUCAGCUGAAAUGUGCCAGUCCUUGUUGGUCAAGGCUCAGUCCUCAGCUAAAAUAAUUCUGCUGAGCUGUGUUUGGGCUGAUAAAGUCAUGCCCCACCGAAGAUCUGGCUGCAGUAUAUAUUUGCUGAGAAAAGGGUUACUGCAAAAAAAUUUAAAUGAGCAGCAAUGAUGGGAAAAAAACGAGUUGCAGGCCACUCUGACAGCUCAGUGAGGCUGUGCUAACGUUGAUUUGCUUACUGUCGGCCGAAACGUAUCAGCGGUUCUUUGAAUUUCAGUGCUUGAGAAUAACUCAUCCAGUGUAAGUUAUAUGCCCCUUGUGCUAUCAAGUAGAGGGUGUCAGGAUGUAACACGCGCUCUUGGGGAGCCCACAGAAGAAGUAUUUCAAUGUGCCGCUUGGUUUAAAAACAGCACAAUUAUGUGUCUUCCAAAAUGCUGAGCGGGAGAGCCAAGUUGGAGGAAUCGAAAUACACACACACACACACACACACACACAGAGUGCAUACUUCUGAGGCUGUCAUUAUUGCCAAACUCUCCGCUGUUCAAAUGACUAUAAAAUAAAAAUAUAUAUAGCUUGCUGAAAGAAUAAAGUUGAGUCAAUUUGA